Molecule: messenger RNA, 1659 nt
Organism: Phytophthora sojae
Lineage: Eukaryota; Oomycota; Peronosporomycetes; Peronosporales; Peronosporaceae
Exons: 2
Coding region: 1-1659 (552 amino acids)
Molecular function (GO): protein binding
Source: RefSeq, a predicted model, not a curated record
AUGCUGGUUUCCAUUGAUGCCGUGCUGCGCUGCAAACCUGCGCUUCGCGACCUCGAAGCGGUUAUCGCCAAGUUCCUCGGACCUCCCCCGAAUAUGUCACUGAGCGACGCCUGCCAUGAAGGCUCCAUCAAACUACUGGACUGGAUCUGGAAUUGCAGUUGCACGUCAGUGGACGACCGAGCGACACAAUGGAGUCUCACGAACUAUCUGCGCUCAGAACCGCGUUACUAUUCCCUCCAGUUCUCAAAGUCCAUCGCAACAGCAGCUAACCAAGGGAAUUUGGAGAUGGUGAAGUGGCUUUUUGCGCAUUUCUCCGACUGUGGAGCGCCUGCAGGUGCGGCUUACAACGCGGCGAUGUGGGGUCACCUCCACGUACUCGAAUUUCUAUGGGCACACAGCGAUGUAAACAUGCCGCUAUACAAGAAGCAAAAAGUUAUCGAUGGUGGUAGUGAGAUUGGGGGUCAAUAUGCUGCUGAGUACGAGGAGACUAACAACUGUGUCGAGUGGGAUAACGAUUAUAUCAUCUGGGCUGCAGCCCAGUGCGAUCGCUUUGACAUCGUUCGAUGGCUGUACCAUAACACGCCCGUGAAUAUGCGUGAAUGGCCCUAUGAUCUGACUAUCGAACACAUUCUCAGUACUGGAGAUGAUGAGCUCGUGCAGUUGCUUCUCCCUCCUGGGAGGUGUGUGCUCGAUUACGCUAAAAGGUGCCCUCGCGUGGACGUGAUCGAGUUGAUGCUGGACUGUGGAUAUCUACGCCGAGAUGCCUAUCUAGCAGUGGGAGCGAUUCGAAAUUUAGCAACUAGUGGGCGCGUGGAUCUCAUGGAGCAGAUUGUACAACUACACUCGCCGUUGCCGAAAAAAUAUGUGGGGGAAUGCUGGUGCUCGGCCAUCAAGGAGGCGUGCCUUCGAGGAGACCUGGCCAUGGUCCAGUGGCUCGUGGAGCACCGCAAGGGCCGCCAGUUCUGCCGCGUAAAGAUGAGGAAGGACUCGAAGCACAUGCACUUCCUCUGCUACGCGGCCGGGGCCGGCAGCAUCGACGUCAUGCAGUUCCUCUACGACAAGCAGUACGCGGACCAGUUCGUGCCGGCGCUGCUCAGCGCUGUGUGCAAGAACCAGUUGGCCGCCGUCAAGUGGCUCAUCGACCACCUGCCUCCAGAGGAGCAGAGCACCGCCUCGUGUGUCAUUGAAGCGGCCGCGAGUCACGGCCGACUGGAGAUCCUCCAGUACCUGGCCAAGCUGGACGCGGCUUCUUCGUGGUGGUCUCCAUCUGAGACGGCAAUGAGCUUAAGCUCGGCCGCGGCGGGGAACUUCGUGGACGUCGCACAGUGGCUAGUGGCCAACCACAGCAACAAAGGAAGGUCGAGCAUUGCGAUGGACAAAGCGGCGGCCAAUGGACACUUGGACAUGGUCAAGUGGCUGCACACGAACGGGUUCAAGUGCUCGGUGGCCGCCAUGGACGCGGCCGCAGCCAAUGGCCACCUCGAGAUGGUGCGAUGGCUUCAUGAAAACUGCACGGCCGGCUGUACAGCGCACGCGAUGGAUCUCGCAGCAGGCCGUGGCCACUUGGACGUGCUCAAAUGGCUGCAUCGGAACCGGUCGGAAGGGUGCACCAGGAAGGCCAUGGCAACGCCGUGGAGCAGGGCCACGUACGAGUCGUGA